CAAGGUGAGCUGAGUCACAAUCGGGUAUCCAACUUCACUCCAUAGUCAAUUUGUGUUUUUAUCAAAAUAUUGCAUCAAUCCAAGCCUGAUGCUGUCGCACCACGACGAUGACGACGACAACCACCUCUGCAUCAAGUGCAAUGCGACGAUCAUCGGCCUCGACAACUACAUUAAACAUAGAAAACAAAAUUGCGGUAAACCCAAAAAUGACCCAAAACCAGAUCUACCAACCAUCGAUCCAUUAGAACCGUCAUACAGCCUUGGCGCUGAUGUCUUUUUCCAAUCCCUUCAAUUACAGAGUAGCGUCAAAAAAUCUCCACUGUCCCGACUCACUCCCCCCGCACAGACUCCUAAAGCUACCGAUAAGAAAACCGCACACGCAGUCGCAUCAACAUCUAGAGAUAUCCCAAGAAUGAGUCCCAUAGAAAGUAAUUUAAGAGGAGAAGAUUGGAUCGGUGGACAUAGUUUAAGAAUAGGAAGCAACGAAGAUAACCAGACUAAACUAAUAAACGCUGUUGCAAGUAUAAGUGGCUCGGUCAAAAAAGACCUUCCAAGUACAUCUUAUAAUAUUAGCACUUAUAAUGAUUAUAAAGGUGAUGACGAAUCAGAAGAGUCCGAUGACUCUGAGGAUGAUGAAGAAGAAGAAGCUCAUGACGUGAAAUGGAAACCUUCACCGAAUUACACAGGCGGUAAAUGGCGUCCAGCCUCUCCUGAACAUGAAGAUUGGGAUAUGAAAGACGAACAGGAUCAUGAUCGUGAUUAUGAUUAUGAUGCACCACCCCCCGAACAUACGAAAGGAAAAUGGGUACCGGGGGCUAAUGAGAAAACACAAAUUAUGCAAACUACCAUCCAAUCUAAAGGAUCCGUUCAGUACUGGUGCGGACCAUGCAAUCGAAGAUUAGGUUCAAGGACCAUUUACGAGAAACAUCUCAUGUCAAAUUUACAUAUGCGUAAAGUUCUUCCAGAACAUGAGCUAGAAUUUUCAGGUCAUUUAGAACCAAUACGAAAUGUAGAAAAACGUUCGACACGCCCUUCUAUUUUCGCUAACGAAAGUCCAAAAUUGCAGCCACAUAAAAAGAAGCAAAAAUUAGAACCUAAAGUAAUUAAAAUGAAGAAAAAGAAGAGGAAACGAAAAUCUUAUUUCGUUCAAUGCUCAGGAUGCAAAUCGCGAGUACGGACACACUUAAUGGGAAAACACUUGAUAUCCCAUUAUCAUUUCAGAAAAGCUACUGAUAUAAAAAGUGACGUGGACGAUCGACAGUUGAUUCUUGACAAUAUAGAAGCCAUCGUCCAUCAAGCUCCCUUUCAAUGCAGUCCAUGCAAAUUCUAUACGAACUGGCUUUCAACUUUCAUGCAACACUGGUAUUCUGAAGAGCAUGAGCUCACCGUUUCUACGAUAGAUGGUAGAUAUUGGUGCUCCUUUUGCAAGUUCGAGUGUGAAACGUCGCAAGAAAUGCUGAAUCAUAUGUCGAGUUCAGAACACAGCGAAGUUGUGGCAGUCAUAAACAGAUCCAUGCCUAUAAUCAUAAGGAAGAAGACAGUUUUAAGUUGCGCGACGUGUGAUAAAGAAUUUCGUUAUAACAUGGAGAUUAAACGGCAUUGCUUAAAAGCUGGUCACGCUCUAGCUAUUACAGCUACUGAUAAUUACCAAGAAUUACACAGGUGCCAACAUUGCAAACAAAAGUUUAAAUCCUCUGUUACGUUGGCAGCACAUUUGAAAUCUAGUCACAAGCAGAAGGCAUUCUUUUGUCUCGUAUGUUCAAAGACUUUUGCUACCUCGGAAGAAGCCAAGCGACAUCGGCAGACUUCAGAGCACAGAAUUCGUAGGAAAGAGAAUAUGAGUCAAAGAGGACUUGAUACUAAGGAUUUGAGUAAGAAAUGCCCUUAUUGUACUGAAAAAGUCAUCUUGAAAAAUAUCCUGGAACUCAAAGAUCAUAUUAGGCGAAUCCAUCCAAACAUCAAGAAAAAAUGUCCCAAAUGUGGAAAAUCGUUCAUCUUUUCUCAAGAAGUGAGUCGACAUAUUCGGGACAACGCUUGCACAUUCCAAAAGGCGGAGAUACUAAAUUCCUCCAUUCUCUGGAACUGUAGCCAGUGCAUCUUCACCACCGACUCUCAAGCUGAGUGUUUCUUCCACGAAGUCCUUCACACUGAACCCCUGACUGAAACUAAAAGUGAUGGAAAGAAUAAAACUGUUCAGAAGUACCCCUGUCCAAUUUGCUCGAAGAAUUUCAAGAAAGCAUCCCUUCGACUACAUUUAAGGCAGCACACUUUUGAAAGGCCAUUCAUAUGCUCGAUUUGUGGAGCAAAUUUCACGCGUCAAUCUAGUCUGGCAAAUCAUUCGAAGAGCGAGCAUGGAGGUUUGGACUCUCGAGUCCCGAAGUUAACUCCACUGGAUGUCAGGAUGACUAAUAUUAUUGUGGAGACAUUAAAAUGUAGCAAAUGCAAGAAGAAUUUUGGAGACAGCCUCGAAUUAACUGAGCACUCUACCACCUGCGAGGCAGAAGAGAGACGCUGCUCCCACGAUCAGUGCUCCUACAUCGCGUCCACUGCAGCACAACUAAAAAGACACCUUCGAACGCAUGGGGAACGUAAAAAACAGUACGACUGUCCGACUUGUGGUUUCAAAACAGACCAGGCGAGUCAUAUGAAGAGGCACCUCGUAUGCCAUGAGGGUAUCAAGCCGUAUGCUUGUCCACAUUGCGAGUUCACUUGUGGGAGUUUGGAGAAUCUGCGCAAGCACGUGCUGCGCAGUGGACGCCACCCCGGCAUGCCGCUGUACCGCUGCCGCGUCGCAUCGUGCAGCUUCCGCGCCGACCGCGCCGCCGCGUUGCGCGCGCACCUCGUCACAGCGCACCCUGACUCCUACGACACCAAGAGUGCUCUACUUGCUGUCAAGCGACACCUGAUGAAGGAGACACCAGUUUCAACAUAGAGAGACAGACAUCAAUGGAGUUGCAGGGAGCCGCUGGAUUCAGGCGGCGUAAGACCGUGGCGUAUGAAAGUCCAUGCAAGAGACCUAUGUCUAUCGGACACUUAGUUAGUACUCAAUAAAAGAGGACGGUUUUCAAAGCAGUUGUUCUGUUUGGCAGCCAUUUUAAAUACUGUCGGAAGCUACGUUGGCCUGGCCGCUCCCAGCUCACUGCCAUCCUAGCAGUACUAGGUAGACUGUACUCAUUUUGACUCGGUCCUACGACCACGCUAAAAACUCGCUACACGCUCUCAAAUCAGCGCGUUUUGAUGAA
Molecule: messenger RNA, 3242 nt
Organism: Maniola jurtina (meadow brown)
Lineage: Eukaryota; Metazoa; Arthropoda; Insecta; Lepidoptera; Nymphalidae
Product: zinc finger protein Xfin
Exons: 6
Coding region: 89-2932 (947 amino acids)
Biological process (GO): regulation of transcription by RNA polymerase II
Cellular component (GO): chromosome
Molecular function (GO): chromatin insulator sequence binding; zinc ion binding
Source: RefSeq, a predicted model, not a curated record